GACUGUGACAUAUUGUUAUUCAUGAUGUUACGUCAGUAGGCCCACUUCCUAAUGAAAAGGGAAACUUUAGUGGAGGUUUUCACAGCCAGUCCCAGACCAUGGAGGACAAUUUGGAGUCACGCACGACGGCCACGGCAGACAGCGGUUCAGACGCGGGCAGCAGUUCGUCGACCCUGGCUUAUGACAAGCAUUUCGUCUGCUCUGCACCCGGACUGCUCACUUUAAUAGAAGUAGUCUUUGGUCUUCUUGUUUGGAUGUUGAUUGGCGGGACCGAGUACCUGCAGGUGGCUGCCCUGUCCUGGGUCAUGUGUGGAUCAGUGGUGUGUUGGGUGCUGACCGUCUGCCAGCUCCUCGUCGGCCUCACCAGUGUGCACACCCGCUUCCCUCAGCUACCGUGGAACACACUGGUUCUGUGUUUUAAUAGCAUAGCAGCAGCACUGUAUACAAUUGCAGCUUUGGUGGAUGCUGCAUCUAUCACCCAAGCCAUAAGAGGGCGCCACAGCUACAACAGUUGGAUGGCCUCCACGAUUUUUGCCUUCCUUGUGGCUAUAUGCUAUGCAUCCAAUGCAUAUCUAAGUUUCAGAUCCUGGAAGAAUCAGAGAUGACAAACAAAACUAAUGUAAUGGAAGUAACAUACAGUAUCACAUAGAAAGGGUUUCACCUGGUAAGCCUCUUCUGUACUUUUAGAACUUCUUUUCAAUGCAGUACUUUUUUGUAUAUUGUGUGAAAUCAGCCCAUGCUUGUAAGAAUGUGUACACAUAUCACUUACUAUAUGUUCAGAAUUAUUUCCAGAACCACCGUGUUGCAGUUAUGUCCCUAGUUGUGCCAAUUCUAGCCAGUUGUGUCGUUUGGCUCUUAUUACCAGACUAAAUUCAGUCACAUAUGUGGAUGACUUCAGGGCACAUAAUUGAACGACAAACAUUUUCAAAAUAAUUUUCAUGAUUCCCAUGACUUGAUGUAAAUAAAACCUUAUUAACAUGAGCCAUAUUACAUUAACUGGAAAUGUUGUUAUAGAGAUAAUAUUGUUAAUAUUAAAAGAAUAAAUAUAUUUAGACUGUGUAUAUGACUACUCCCUAUGAAUUAUAUUUUUUUCUAAGGUGGAGAUAUGGUAUCUCUGUUAUUAGAAGUAUGUAUUUGUAUGAUCGAUGAUUCAGCCUCUUGUGAACUAUGGUGUGUUAUGAUUUCUAAUAUAAAUGAUCCUAUCAAUACAUUUGCAUUAAUAAUCAUAAUAUGCAAUAUUUCCACAUAAUAUCUCCUCAUGAAGGAAUGUAAUAUUACCUUCUUUUGUCCUGCAAAUGCACCACAAAAAUAUUAGCCAUCCAGAAUGAAAGGUAAAAAAAGCCCUUUCAGUGACGCUAGAACAAAUGGCAAUGUUAUUGAAUAAAUUGUUCACUCUGCCUUUUUCAUAUUUAAAUCUAACAAAUUACAAUCUGUGUGUGUGUGGUGGGGGUAGUGGUACAAUGUAUCUUAUUUCAAACUGUGAAAAAAUAAUAGCAAAAAAUAAUAGCAAAAUCUUAGAAUCCUA
Messenger RNA from Clupea harengus (Atlantic herring), 1525 nucleotides. RefSeq names its product CKLF-like MARVEL transmembrane domain containing 8b (gene cmtm8b). Gene Ontology annotation, cellular component: membrane. The record is from RefSeq and is a predicted model, not a curated record. Gene Ontology annotation, molecular function: structural constituent of myelin sheath. Gene Ontology annotation, biological process: myelination. Lineage: Eukaryota; Metazoa; Chordata; Actinopteri; Clupeiformes; Clupeidae.